UACAAAAAUAUAAUAUAAGCCUUCCAUGCAGCUGCCGCGGCGCUACUAAUACAAGAUGGAAGCUCCCCAAGGAUUCCAUCCAUGCUGCAAUCCCCUCCUCCCGCACGCUAAAUCUUCUGGCAAUUGUGGAGCACGCUGUGACACCGAAAACAUUACGCCGCAAUGCAACCCCUGCCUGCAUUCCCUGUCUAUGGUGCCCAGAAGAAGGAGAAAAAGAGAAAAGGAGACUAGCUGAGGGAAAGGAAAGGAGAGGAGAAGGAAAUGUGAGCAGAGCAAAAGGAGAGGAGAAUGAAAGGAAAGGAGAGCAGAGCAAAAGGAGAGGAGAAGGAAAGGAAAGGAGAGCAGAGCAAAAGGAGAGGAGAGCAGAGCAGAAGAGAGAGAAAAGGAGAGGAGGGGAAAGCAGAUAUAGAGCAAAAAGAAAGGAGGGGAAAGCAGAAGGAGAGCAAAAGGAGAGGAGA
Messenger RNA from Pelobates cultripes (western spadefoot toad), 458 nucleotides. The record is from the annotation of a GenBank genome assembly. Lineage: Eukaryota; Metazoa; Chordata; Amphibia; Anura; Pelobatidae.